Molecule: messenger RNA, 2254 nt
Organism: Cyprinodon variegatus (sheepshead minnow)
Lineage: Eukaryota; Metazoa; Chordata; Actinopteri; Cyprinodontiformes; Cyprinodontidae
Gene: mks1
Product: Meckel syndrome, type 1
Exons: 18
Coding region: 242-1930 (562 amino acids)
Biological process (GO): cilium assembly
Cellular component (GO): MKS complex
Source: RefSeq, a predicted model, not a curated record
ACUGUCCUCUCCUCUCCUGUUCUGUGCUAAACAAGCGGAAUGUAAUUUUCUUAUUUGUGGUGUCUUUUUAUAGUUUUAUAUUGAUGUCGUUUCUUCACAGUGUUAUUCUAAACGGUAUGCUUUGCUAUAAGAUGUUUCUGCUUCGCAAGUGUUGAGUUAUUUUAUUUAUUUAUUGAUAUAUUUGAGCAAGCUAGCGUAGCUGCGAACCCGAGGCGCGUGUCUGUGAAUGUUUGCUAAAUAGAUGGCAGAGCGCUGGAACACAGACACUGGGGACGCAGUUUAUCGCUCCCGGGAUGCCGUGAAAAACUUAAAAAUAAAAGUCCGUAUCCAGCGGGUGACUUCAACAGCUGACAUAUCUCAGCACCUCCAGCAUCAGGUUCUGUCCCAGAAAGCAAAGGGGGACAUCGAGCUGGAGACGCUCAGAUCACAGGACCACUCAGGUGAUAAUGAAGAGGAGGUGGUGGUUGGUUGGCAAGAGAAACUCUUCAGUCAGUAUGAAGUGGAGCUGUAUCAGAACGAGGCGGCCUGUCAGACCCCUCUGGAUCGCCAGUACCACACAGAAAUCCGGGCCUUCAACAAGAAGGGCCGACGCAAUCAGAGGGUUUUUACCUACACCGAUCAUGACCGCUACACAAACUUCCUUCCACUUCACCAACUGCAGCACAAUGACUUGGUCUCCACCACCAAAUCAAGGCCCACUUUCCUGGCCGAAAGGAUGGCCAGCGUCAGACACAGACGGCAGGAGAGGCGAACUAUGGAUAGUAGUAUUCCUAAAUCAAGAAUUAUCAACUGGGAUCCCACAGAGGAGUUUGUGAAGACCAGCCGGGUGGUGAAUAACUCCAUGCAGACCAUGCAUAUCAUGGGUGACUUGGGCCCGCCUGGAAAGUUGGGCCAGAAGGAGAACGAAUGUUUGCUGGCAACCAUAAAAACAGACGGCAGCGGAACGAUCAUUGUUAAACCAGACUUCAACAAAGGCAAAGAGCACUACAGGAUUGUAACAGAGGGGGAGAAGAGAGAAGUCUGGCGUUUAACUCUGGAGAAUGUAUCCAUGACAAUGAAACCAGAUGAACGAGACAGGGAGCAGAACAUGUACAAAGAUCUGUAUGGCAGGCAUAAGGAAUACCUCAGCAGCCUCGUUGGGCAGGACUUUGAGAUGCCUCCUGUAGGUAUUCUACGUUACCUGCUGCAUGGAGAGAUAGUUUCAGCUAAAGGCUUUGAAUAUGAUAACUUAUACAUCAACUUCUUCAUGGAACUGCCGAAUAAUUGGUCAAGCUUACAAUUCCAGCCUGUGUCAGGUGUUACCCAGACUUGCAAGACCAAAUCGCUGGGGAAGGAAAAUGUGGCUUUUUUCGGCUACCCAUUCAGCUUCGAAGCUUUUUACAUGAGUGAAAAAGAAAGUGAAGAGUUAAUUCCUCAGUGGCCAGCGCUUUAUUUUAAAGUCCUGUCCCUUGACUCCUGGCAGCGCUAUCGAACUGAAGGUUAUGGCUAUCUACUUUUCCCCGCUAUGCCUGGGAGGCACACGGUGACCUGUCACACGUGGAGACCUGUUCAGACGGGGACAGUCUCUGCUUUGAGGCGCUUCUUCAUUGGAGGUUCUGCAGAACUUGAAGACAGCAGCUACGUCAGAAUACCAGGGACAUUUAAGGGAGAGAGGCUGAGUCGCUUCGGCUUUUCCACAGAAACCACAGGAAGUGUUACUUUUAGUCUGCAAUGCAUCCAACAAGCCAGGGCCUUUGUUGAUGCUGCUCACCUGAAGAAAAGAAGGCAGAAAGUGGUGGACCAGCUUGGAGGCUUUAGCCAACAAGGAACGGUCUGCAGCAUCCUGGAGGCCUACCAGAGGGCCCAUAAAAGGCUGCAGGAAGCCAGAGAAAGUCUUCCAAGAGAUGUCCUUAACUCUACUGCCCAACCUCAGCUGGAAUCGUCUGCAUAACAGUCAAGAUUAAUCAUGAAUCAUAUAAUGAUUUGAGACAAUUAUUAGAACACUUGUACUAAAACAGCACAAAAGAUCAUAUUUAUCUUUUUCACUCUUCAUGCAGACAUAAGAAUGGAUGCCAGGAUGAGUAACAGUGUGGUAAACAGAGGCAUGAAGAGUUAGUUCUAUUAUUUGUUUCCCUUUUACAAAAAAUAAUUUGAUAGGUAAUGUUAUUUUGGUCAAAGGGGCUGUUUUUUUUAAAAAACACCAGCUAAGAGAAAUGUACUUGCUUUAGUUGACGGUCUUCAAUUUUUAAUGCAGUUUGUAAAGUUUUUAUGAAUU